AUGAUCGAGUUUGAGUUCUUGAAAAAAAAUCGUGAAACAACGAGGAACUUGACUCGAAGUCUAUGGUUACCCACUGAUGAGAAUUUUUUCAUGAGUCAGAAAAAUGACCAUUGUAAAUGUGAAUUUACCGAGACUAGUGGUGGUUCUUGGUUCACUGUGAAUGCGCAUUUGAGCGAUUGUGGGUCUUUACGAAAAUAUUUCAGGAUUCGAAUGUAUCCCACACCAGAUGAGGCAAAAGUGUUGAGUUUGUGGUUGAAUGGUGCCCGAUGGACUUACAAUCGGGUGGUCGAGAUGCAUCAGCAUGACGGGUUCAGAUCUUUCAAGACCAUCAAAAAUUUCUCGUUGAAGAACGAUUACAUUAAGCAGUAUCCCGAAAUUUAUUGGUUGCUAAAGGUGCCUUACGAGUUGGAAUCUGGUGAGAAGCGCAAGGAUUUCAAGAUGCAUUUUCGAAGCAGGAAGCGGGAUCAUGUCCAGUCUAUGAUGGUGUUGGGUCGUGAUUUCAAUCGUGAGAAAGGAGCGUACGCCUUCUUGAAGAAUAUUGUUUAUGCUGAGAAAUUACCUAAGGUCAAUAAUUCGGUCGUGAUCACGUUGGACAAGGCUGGAAGGUUUCAUAUACACGUUUCCGUGCCGUUGGAGGACCGCGAGAAUCAAGCGAGAAUCAGCGGUACGAUCGUUGCGCUGGAUCCUGGCAUGCGAACGUUCAUGACAUGCCACGAUCCACGGGGUCGAGUGGUUGAAUGGGGUAAUCGAGAUUUCGCGAGGAUCGUUCGGUUGAAUAAGAAGUUGGAUAAGAUGCAAGGUGAAUUAAAAAAGAACCUGAAUGUAAGCGAACCCGGUAUCGAUUGCGCAAGAAGAUGGCGAGAUUCAGGAACAAGAUUCGCAACCUUAUCGAUGAGCUGCAUCGUAAGCUCGCGAGAUGGUUGUGCGAACGUUACCAGACCAUCCUCAUUCCCAAGUUUGAGACGAGCCAGAUGA
Molecule: messenger RNA, 975 nt
Organism: Dentiscutata heterogama
Lineage: Eukaryota; Fungi; Glomeromycota; Glomeromycetes; Diversisporales; Gigasporaceae
Source: the annotation of a GenBank genome assembly